AUGGCAGAAGAACCAUACGUCUUCACACUCAAAAAACGAAAUAAUGAUGAUUCUGAAGACGAUUGGGACAGAUAUUCAGAAAACCUGCGACCGACGAGAAGAGGACGGAAGAUUGAGGCUUUGAGAAGAAAGCCAGAAGAGGUUGUAACAGAAGCAACGGCACGAGAAAAGCUCGAUGAGUUAUUGAAGACCCUUCAAGAAUACGAAAAUUCCAGCGAAAUCGACGAAAUUCAGAAAAUUCUCGAGUUUUGUUCGUGGUUCGAAGAAAAGUUGGCUGUUGGAUUCCACAAAUUGUACUAUGAGUUGCUCUGGAAAAUUAUUAGCAGACAAGGAUUCCUGGAAAAGUACAAAGACGACGAGAGAAUGCUGAAAAUAUGGGAGAGAAUGGCAGAUAACAGCGCCGGGCACGCUCAUGACAUUUAUCAGUUCGCUAUCAGCAGACAUUCGUUGAUUAAAUGCGCCGCCCUUUACGCUCGUUGGUCUCAAUGCGUCGAGCUGGCGGGUGCUUACGUGGAAGCUCGUCGAGUUCUUAUUCUGGCUCGUUCGAAUUGUGCAGUUCCUCUGAAAAUUAUUAAUGACGCGGAGGAUGAAUUAGAGAUGAGAGAUAUGCGAAGACAUCUGCAAGAUAGAGAUUCAGAUGACGAUGAAGAAUUCGAGGAGACGAGGAAGGCUUUCACUAAUUUACCCAUUAUCGGUGAAAACCACACUGUUCCGAUUGUCCGCUUGCCAUCAAUGUGUUCGGAUUCGACGAAAAAAGCGAUGAAAUUCGAUACGAAUAAUGUGGAAAAAGUGGAAUCUGUAUGCAUCGGGAAUCAGAUGCAACCCUUUGAGGUUCUCUCCUACGCCGAUGCGGACGAUGUGGAAUAUCUGAAGAAUGUGCAUGAAUUGAAUGCUCAUAUCGAACGAUAUGCGAUCAAAGAGACCAUAAAUCCAAGCAUUGCUGGCACUUCUUCAGGCUCGGCGACGAUCGUCCCAGUCACCGAUCACGGAUUCGAAGUUUGGACAGUUGAGAGCUCGAAUCCAACGAAGCCGAAAGCCAGAAUGGCGAUUAAGAGAAUUUUCAAGGAGAUUUCUUUUGAGGAAUACGCUGCGUCUCUCCUCCCAAAUCAUCCCUCGAUGCAGAGAGAAGCUGUGAAAAAGUUGGAUUUCGAUGAGACUUUGUGA
Messenger RNA from Caenorhabditis remanei, 1164 nucleotides. RefSeq lists its product as uncharacterized. Gene Ontology annotation, biological process: mitotic spindle assembly checkpoint signaling; meiotic sister chromatid cohesion, centromeric. Lineage: Eukaryota; Metazoa; Nematoda; Chromadorea; Rhabditida; Rhabditidae. Gene Ontology annotation, molecular function: protein kinase activity. The record is from RefSeq and is a predicted model, not a curated record. The transcript is spliced from 7 exons. The coding region runs from base 1 to 1164 and encodes 387 amino acids.